AUGUUCCACCUCGCGUCAUCAUUAUAUACUCAGUAUACAAAAAGAGAACAAUAUAACAUACUAAUAUUAGGUUUAGAUAAUGCAGGUAAGACUACAUUCCUAGAGCAUAUAAAAUUACUAUAUCCAUCAUCAGCGGCUUCAAACUCAACCAAACCAGACUCUAAUAAGAAAUCAAACCCGUUAGCGUCCAAUGUACAAAAUGAUACUUCAUCAAAUGGAACGUCUCAUAAUGAAUUUGAGGAACAUGAUGAACCAAGACUGACAACAUCCAUAUUGAAGUCUAAAAAAAUACUACCGACAGUUGGACAAAACACAACUACGAUAAAAUUUGAAGCACUAGAUAAAUCAAAUCCAAUGGCUUCACAAUUUAAAAAUAUUAAUCUAAAAUUCUGGGAUCUUGGAGGACAAAAAUCUUUGAGAAAUAUGUGGGCACGAUAUUUUAAACAAUGUCAUGGAAUAAUAUUUGUAAUUGAUUCAACCGAUACUGCUAGAUUUCAAGAAUGUUAUGAAACUUUAAUUGACAUAGCGCAUCAUGAUAGUUGGUUAUUAUCUGAUGCUAACAAUGGUGAAGAUACAGAGAGGAUGAUUGGAGUGGAUGGUACGGUGAAUGUACCAAUUCUUAUGCUUGCUAAUAAACAAGAUUUACCACAGGCAGUUGAUCUAGUUUCUUUAAAAACUGGUGUUUUCAUUAAAUUAGUAAGUGAGCUAGAAGCUACUGAUUCAAAAUUAUUACCUGUUAGUGUAUUGGAAAAUCAAGGAUUGCAAGAAAGUUUAGAGUGGUUAGUAACUAGGUUGAUAUAUAAUAAAGCCAAUAAAAAACCUGAAUAUCGGUGA
Messenger RNA from Lodderomyces pseudojiufengensis, 834 nucleotides. It is a transcript of the gene ARL3, whose product is annotated as Arf family GTPase. The transcript has a single exon. NCBI's taxonomy places the organism in Eukaryota, Fungi, Ascomycota, Pichiomycetes, Serinales, Debaryomycetaceae. Gene Ontology annotation, biological process: protein localization to organelle; Golgi to plasma membrane protein transport; intracellular protein transport. Gene Ontology annotation, molecular function: GTPase activity; GTP binding. Gene Ontology annotation, cellular component: Golgi apparatus. Bases 1 to 834 code for a protein of 277 amino acids. The record is from RefSeq and is a predicted model, not a curated record.